This is a messenger RNA of Prorocentrum cordatum, 999 nucleotides long. Lineage: Eukaryota; Dinophyceae; Prorocentrales; Prorocentraceae. The record is from the annotation of a GenBank genome assembly.
AUGGAGUUCAAGGAUUUCGCCACCGGCGUCGUGGCGGAAGCGGCGCGCGCGGCGCUCGACGCCACCCCGCCAGACGCCGCGCGGGCGGCGCACAACGCUGGGCUGCUGGCGGACAUGCUGUCCGCGGCGGCCGGUGCCGUGGAGGCCGCGGAGUGGCUGUGGGUGUGGUCGCGCGGGGCGGUGCCGCUGUGCUGCCACCGCGGCCUUGAGGCACACUGCCGGGAGCGGCUGGGGCGCGCGGCGUUGGCGUUUAUGCGGGCCUGGGGGGAGGGCGCAGACGGGCAGGCGGUGCGGGACUUGUUGGCGACCGUGCGCGCCGACGCGGGCCACGCCCCGUUUGAGUGGAGGUCCCUGCUGGCGCUGCAGAUCGACCUGCUGUGCCUGUCACCCCCGGCGGCGUUCCCGGCGGAGCACGUGGCGGCGCUGCUCCAGCAGGUGUUCGACGCGGAGGACGAGGACUGGAUCAGCGAGCAGCUGUCGAAGGUCCACGAGGCGCGCCGGGAGCUGCCACUCCCGCCCGGGGGCCAGGCCGAGGUGGCGAGGAUCUGGAAGUCGCUGGGCAGGCGCGGCGGCGGGUCCGCGGGGGCCGGCGUGUCCGCGAUGCGCCUGUCGGCGAUCUACGGGGCGCACAACAUCAGCGAGGAGUUCCUCGAAGGCGGGCUGACCCACCGGACCCGGGCCACGCGGCGGCUGGCGAUCGAGCUGCUCAGGCAGCUGCACGGUGGCGCGGCAUGGUGGCCCGCGUGGCACUCGGCCUUCCUCGUCCUCUCGGACGAGCAGCCAUGGCACAUCGUGCGGCCCGUGUGGGAGGACGUGACCGCCCUCGGCGGGCUGUUCAAGGGCGCCGUCCCCGCCCGCUGGACCUCCGCCCUCGUCCGCCGGGCCGCGGCGCACUCCGACCACCGCGUCGUGCGGCACGCCACCGCCGACGCGAUCAGGCACAGCGCGGCCCUGGACCCCGCCGUCGUCCUCCCGUCAUCCCGGCGGCGCUCGGGGUGA